Akanthomyces muscarius is the source of this 825-nucleotide messenger RNA. RefSeq lists its product as uncharacterized. The transcript has 5 exons. Gene Ontology annotation, molecular function: DNA-binding transcription factor activity, RNA polymerase II-specific; zinc ion binding. The record is from RefSeq and is a predicted model, not a curated record. Gene Ontology annotation, biological process: regulation of DNA-templated transcription. Lineage: Eukaryota; Fungi; Ascomycota; Sordariomycetes; Hypocreales; Cordycipitaceae. Bases 1 to 825 code for a protein of 274 amino acids.
AUGAAACGAGCUGUGGGCCCGUUGGACAAGCGUAGGACAGCAACACGCUGCCAAGCUUGCUCUAGAAGACGCAUCAAGUGCGAGGGUGGCUAUCCGUGCAAGUAUUGCGUACGGACCAACAAGCCGUGUGAACUACAACAGCCACUGGCGACCGACGUCAAGUUCGUCGCCGUCGCCAACCCUGUGCAAUCGUGUCAAACGAAUCAGCUUGGUGCACAUGUUUACAAGCACAGAGAAACGCUCUACUUGGACCAAUUUGCAUCGUUCAUGCAGCGAUGCCAGUUCACCAGAGGGUUUGCCUCGGUGACCACGAACCUCGUCCACCUCAUGCAAGAAAGCCCGUCACUUCGAGAUGUUGCUACGGCCAUUGGCGCGCUUGAGGCCAGCAGGCGGAGCUCUGUCAUUUCGUUUCGCGGACACGGGUCGCCUGGCUAUACUGCGCUCAGCUUGUACGGCAGAUCGAUAAAAGCUCUGCAGACUGAGGUUACAAAUAUUGUCUCGGUUCGUCGCGAGGACACCCUAUGGAGCACGUUCCUACUAGGACUGUUCGAGCUGCUGUCGGAAACAGUGGGAGACCGGUGGGCUCAGCACAUGCGCUACGGCACGUCCAGGUUGCUGCAGCUUGCAGGGCCUACCGAAUCUUUGUCUUCUCUCCACCAAACACUGUUUGAAGCAUUCCGAUCCGACUACAAAAAGAAGUGGCAUGCCAAAUCCGAUGACCAGUAUGGAUACACUCAUAAUUCAAACUUCAGCAUUCAGUCACCAAUUGUUCGAGCGGCUGAAUUGUGUCCCAGAGCACCUGAGAUCAACAGAUCCGGAGAUUGA